Molecule: messenger RNA, 1212 nt
Organism: Mollisia scopiformis
Lineage: Eukaryota; Fungi; Ascomycota; Leotiomycetes; Helotiales; Mollisiaceae
Product: C6 zinc finger protein
Exons: 3
Coding region: 1-1212 (403 amino acids)
Biological process (GO): regulation of transcription by RNA polymerase II
Molecular function (GO): DNA-binding transcription activator activity, RNA polymerase II-specific; zinc ion binding
Source: RefSeq, a predicted model, not a curated record
AUGACUGCGUCCGAGGUUGAUGGACACCACGGCUCGAUUGGGCCGAAAGUGUCGCGAAAAUCCCAUCGCAAAUCACGGAAUGGAUGCCAAAACUGCAAACGACGCCGCAUCAAGUGUAAUGAAGAGAAACCCCAAUGCAACAAUUGUCUCAAACAUUCCGACAAAUGCAGCUUUCUGAUCACUUCCCAAGUCAGCGCCACUGGUCCUCGGAUACAGUAUCAUGGACUAGACUCUCAAAGCGCAAGUCCAAACAUUAGCAAUAGCAGCCCUAGCUUAAAUGAAGGAAGUGUCUUUGGCCAGAGCCAUAUGCUAAAUCUUAUGGAUCUUGAAUUACUCCACAACUACAACACCUCAACUGCUUAUACUCUCUCUAAUAUUGCUGCAUUGCAGUCAUUCUUUAGAGUCAACAUUCCUAAGUUUGCAUUCGCACAUCCGUUCGUACUGCACGCCAUCCUCGCAAUGUCAGCCCUCCACCUCUCACGUUUCAAAAGAGGAGAAUCUCAGCUACGGUAUCAAAGAGAAGCCGAGCAUCAUUACGAAAUCGCCUUGAGAACAGCAACUUCUCUCUUACCUAAUAUCAACGAAGACACCACUCCAGCUCUCUACCUCUUCGGGACAUUCUGCAGUCUCAUCACCUUAGCCUCAGGUCCCAAACCAGGAGACUUCCUUCUCUUCGGAGAUCAAGGUAUAGCAGAAUGGCUGAUCAUAUUCCGAGGCAUGAAAUCCAUCUUAGAGUCAAAUUUCGACUUACUCCGCCACGGCGAACUAGCACCAAUGUUCCAUAUCUCCAUCCACCAGAUUUUCCUGCAGCCGGUCAACGAUGAACAUCUCCAAAGUUUGAGAGAACUGAUAACAUCCACCGCAACGGAUGAUCCCGAUCUUCCUCUGUACUUGAGGACUGUUGAUGAUCUUGGUCGCUCUUUUCCUGCCAGCACCAGUCCUGGGACAAGAGUGACGCAGCCUUCGCCACAGGUUGUCUUUGUGUGGCUGUAUCGACUACCAGAUGAGUUUGUGGAAUUGUUGUAUCAGAGAAGACCGAUACCUUUGGUUAUUUUAUCGCAUUUUUGUGUUUUAUUGAAUGAUCUAGCUUCGUCGUGGUGGGCGAAAGGUUGGGCUGAGCACUUGAUAUCGGAGAUUUAUUCUUCGUUGGGUGAGGAGUAUAGGAUGUGGAUGAGAUGGCCCAUGGAGGAGAUUGGAUGGCUUCCGAGCUGA